AUGCCUCGCCUCACAGUGACCCCAGGGGUCGCUUUCCUCACCCGUAAUUUGGUGGUUCCAACAGCGUUCAACUAUGGUCUCGCGACGCUGGCCCUACGCGUCGCGUCGAACAAGAUAUCGGGAAUUCCUCGUGUACCAGGGUGGUUGCUCCUCGCGUUGUCGGUGUUGGUCAUUCCCACUCGUAUUGCUGCUGCCCUUGUAUACCAGCAAUGGAGGAACCAACGAGAGGCGGAGAAGAGGGGUGCACGCCUUGCACCGGUUCUGCAAGGCAAGAGAAUAGGAAAUAUGGACCAAUUGUCGUACUUGCUGAACUGCUGGAAGAAUGGCUAUGCUGCUGACGGAAUUCGAGAGAUUAUUGAGGACCUGGGGAACACAUUCAACCCCCGUAUCAUGUUCGCAGAUACGAUAUUCACAGUCGAACCCGAACACGUCAAGUUGAUCUUGAGUACUGAUUUCAAUAACUACGUGAAAGGUGAACGAUUCCAGUUCGCGAUGUCCGCAGUUCUAGGGACUGGUGUCUUCAACUCCGACGGUGACCUCUGGAAGCAAGUGACACAGUUUUCCUUAUUCCACCGCUCUAUGACACGGCCCUUCUUCUCUCGAGAACGUGUCACCGACCUCGACCGCUUCGACCGACACACACAAACUGCCCUCUCGCUUCUCUUGGCCAAGGCGAAAACAGGGUAUGCAGUAGACUUCCAGGAUGUCAUGCAGCGCUUGACCCUCGAUAUCUCGACUGAUAUCCUCUUUGGUGCCUGUGUUGACAAUCUCAAGAUUACCCCCGACGAUUUGGCUCUCCCGUAUAACCAUCCCCGGUACUCCUCCGCCUCCAGCGCGAAGGACACCUCCUUCACACAGGCAUUCUUGAAUGCGCAGUUCGUGAUUGCCGAAAGAGAACGAAAUGGAUGGGCGUGGCCGCUCCUGGAAAUCUUCGAGGACAAAGCUGCACCUCAUAUGGCGGUCGUCAACAGAUUUGUUGAACCCAUAAUCAACGAAGCCAUUCGGAAGAGGAAGGAGAAGGAGGCGUUGUAUGGUGACUCUGAGAAGGCAAACGGGCAAAAGGCUGACAUUGACGCGGACGAGACGUUACUCGAUCAUCUCGUCAGGUCGACAUCCGACCCGAGAAUUCUGAAGGACGAGACCUUGAACAUUCUUCUGGCAGGUCGAGAUACGGUUUCAGCGACUCUCACCUUCACUAUCUACCUUCUCUCUCUUCAUCCUCAUGUUCUCGAACGCGUCAGAGAAGAAGUCCUGAACCGAGUUGGUCCAUCAAGAGCCCCGACUUAUGACGAUGUGCGAGAGAUGAAGUUCUUGAGGGCCGUUAUCAAUGAGAGUCUGAGGUUGCUCCCACCGGUACCCAUGGAUGUCCGUGAAUGUGUCAAUGGUGCUAUCUGGCCGUCUCCCGACCCGACACAGAAACCUAUCUAUGUACCCCCUGGUGCUGCAACUCCCUACAGCGCGCUUCUCACACAAACACGCAAGGAUCUCUGGGGACCUGAUGCACUCGAAUUCGAUCCAGACCGGUUCAUCGAUGAGAGGGUUAAGAAAUACCUAGUUCCCAACCCAUUCAUUUUCAUACCGUUCAACGCGGGUCCAAGGAUAUGCUUAGGCCAACAAUUCGCAUACAACGUGACGUCCUUUGUGCUUGUUCGCCUAUUCCAGACGUUCUCUUCAUUCACUCUUGAUGAAGAGGCCUUCCCUCCCGAUUGUCGAGUACCAAAGGAGUGGGCUGAAGUCGGUAAAAAUAGCAGGAAGGCGAAGGAGAGGUUCAUGCCAAAGUUGGUGCUCACAAUGUCGAGCAAGGGUGGUAUGUGGUUGAAGAUGCAACCUGUGGACCACUGA
Coprinopsis cinerea okayama7#130 is the source of this 1842-nucleotide messenger RNA. RefSeq names its product cytochrome P450 monooxygenase pc-1. The transcript has 12 exons. The coding region runs from base 1 to 1842 and encodes 613 amino acids. Gene Ontology annotation, molecular function: iron ion binding; monooxygenase activity; oxidoreductase activity, acting on paired donors, with incorporation or reduction of molecular oxygen. The record is from RefSeq and is a predicted model, not a curated record. Lineage: Eukaryota; Fungi; Basidiomycota; Agaricomycetes; Agaricales; Psathyrellaceae.